Spodoptera littoralis (African cotton leafworm) is the source of this 1164-nucleotide messenger RNA. The record is from the annotation of a GenBank genome assembly. NCBI's taxonomy places the organism in Eukaryota, Metazoa, Arthropoda, Insecta, Lepidoptera, Noctuidae.
AUGGACGAGUUAAUUGUAGGCACGUACGAAGGCUUUGUACUAGGAUAUUCUAUACGCACUGAAGAUGCGGUAAUGAAAUUGAAACAAACGUUUGCUACUCAUUCACAUACAGCAUCAGUCAGAUGUAUGUCUAUAGGAGGUAAAUUCCUUGCAUCGGGUGGCACCGAUGAUAAAGUGGUGGUCAUCGACAUGAAAACUCGUAAAGAGCACACAGUCCUUAUGAACCACGAUGGAACGAUAAAUACCGUCGCUUUCACCAACGGCGGUACACAUCUACUAACUGGUAGUGAUGACGGUUCAAUCAUUGUUACCAGAACAGGCAACUGGCAAAUAGAAAAAAUAUGGAAGAAAGCACAUGGAGGUCAGCCAGUCACAGCUAUUGCUGUACAUCCAUCAGACAAGCUUGCACUCAGUGUAGGUGGUGACAAAACUCUCAGAACAUGGAAUUUGAUCAAAGGUCGUCCAGCCUUUACAAUCAACCUCGCUAGUAAAGGUGUAUUAUUACCCACAGAAAUCAAGUUCUCUCCUGGAGGAGAUAGGUUUUCAUUAGUUUCUCAACAGUCUGUUGAUGUAUGGACAAUUAGUAAAGCUGGUGUUGAAAAGCGAAUAACUUGUACCUCAAAACCAACAUCUGUGCAGUGGUUGACUGAUGAGAGGAUAUAUGUUGGAUUAGAAAAUGGCAAUGUAAUUACUCUGACUGUGUCUGAUACACAAGCUCUUACUUAUAAGGCACACAAACAGAGAGUAAAGUCACUGCAUUAUGAAAAUGAAAUGUUAUAUUCAGCUUCUAGUUCAGGAGAACUGAAGGUCUGGUCUGUUGAUGAUUCUAAGUUAGAUGAACUCUGUUCCUGCAAUGCUUCCUGUAGGGUAACUUGUGUCACACUAAAUAGGCAAAGCCAUCUUAUCAAAAAGGAAGACAAGUCUGAUGAAGAAGAAACAGAAGAGAAAGUAGCCAGUGAGGAAAAUGAUGAUUCUGACGAAGCUGAGGAAGUCAGUCCUCCACCCUCUAAGAGAAAACCUGGGGCAUUUGUCACCAUUAGCUAUGGUGAUGAUGACAAAGGCGACAAUGAUGAAGAUACAGAAGUUAAACCACCACCAGCAAAGAAAUUCAAGAAAAGAAAACGCAACAAAAAGUCUAAAAAAGCUGUUAAACCCGCUGAUUAA